GUGCCGGAUAGUCCCAAAAUAAAUAAAACAUUACAUUCAUCUAGUAAAUAAACCAGAGAUACGUGUGUAUUAAGCGAAAUUAGCAAUAACUAUGUGAUUACAUUUUAAUGUUUAGUUUCAUGGACAGUUUCUUAUGAGAAACUGUGUAAAUGCAAGAAUAAAAGAGCUCUCCCAUUAUGUUUGCGAUUUUUACAAAAAACCGUGUGUAUGAAAACCUCCUGAAAUAAUCGUUAACUACAACUUUGCCGACUCAUUGACUUGAAGAUUGGACAAUGGCAGGCAUAAGAAGUUGUAAAUAUGCCAACUGCUACAAUACAAGCGAAACUCGCUCUCUAUUCAGAUUUCCUGUAAAACACAAACAACGUGUUCAAAUAUGGCUUCAAAAUUGUGGUAAUCCCAAAUUAAAAAAAUUGCCCCUUGAAGCACUAGGGAGACGCUAUGUUUGUGAAGACCAUUUUGAUCAGUGCUAUAAAAAUACAAACAAAAUAUUACCUAGGUUAGUUAUGACUGCAAUUCCUAGACAUUAUAAGGGCAAAGAAUUAAAUGAUACUGAAAGUGAAAAUGAAGAACCAAAUGAUAUUGAUGGUGAUAAUAAUGAAAACAAAUGUGAUUCUGUAAAUGAAGAGCCAGCUGUCGCCAAAUAUAUUGAUGUGGUUGAAAUAUGUAUGGAGUGUGAUAAACCAAUCAGAGGGUUCGGUUUCCAAUGGUGGUGCCUCCAGUGUGGAGGGUUGCGGUGCGGCGUAUGUGCCCUGCGGUUGGCUCACCGUUCGCACUUCCUGCUUCGAUCCCCUGCCAAUACUACACCCGAAGAAAUGCAGAUCUUGAUCAGCGCCAUACAAAAGGAGUUGCAGCUCAAAGAUUUAUUUUAUGCAUUGACACACGACAAUGAAAAACAUGCUGAUAUUGUAGAGGACGUCGUUACAGCAGAACCUGAUUUGGAAGCGACAGAGGAAAUCUUACAAGAGCCAGUAGUAAAAGCGGAACCCCCUGACGAACAGGAAGAUCCCCUUGCCGAAUGUUCCACCAAUUCUAUUCGAAAACCCUACGGAAAACAGAAAGAUUACCAACUCUCAAUAGAUCUCCAACGCAACCCACAAGCUAAUAUAAUAAACCAAAUUGGCGCCCUUGAAUUUAAUGAAAACUCUUCCGAUCUCCGAAUGUUGAUCAUCGAAAACUUAGAUUAUCAACCUAACCAGAAAUCUUUAGACCUAUUCAACCCUUACGAAUAUCACCGAAAUUUGCAAUAUCUGGGUCUUGACAAGCCAAGGAAACCAGAACGUAAAUUUUUAAGCGAAGAUAUGUUUGAUUGUAGACCAAGCAAAAGAUCUAAAAAUAAGCCAAAAAGUUUACAUAACUCAAAGUUUGUGGACUUUGAUGAUUAUUACAAUAACUUUGGCCUCUUUAAGUUCGAUAAACCGAACAUCGACGAUAUCCGACACUCUUCCAGUCUUCAAGCGGCUCCAAGAGGCCCUGAUAAAGCCCCAACUCCAGAACCAAAGAAUAUGGAAAUAUCUAAAACUGAUUCUGUGGCUAAAAAUAGCGUUCCAGAUGCAGAAGCAAACCGUAUGGAAUUAACUGAAUCGUGUUUGUUGGCAACUUCUAGAGAUCAAAAUACAGCUCAGUCACAUACAGUUACCGUGCCAAAUCGGGAUAUAACUUGCAUGGAUUCUGGAUCCUGCUCAUUGGCUACACCUUUAAAUUCAGAUCCAUUAGCCACAGAUACAUUUUCAAAUACAGAUCCAAGCAUGGAAAUAUCUGGACUUUCAUUUGCUACAGAUAAAGAUCCAAGUCCGGAAGCGACUGUUAUGGAAUUUGGCUACGAAUCUGAUGGGUCAUCCAUGCGAUUGGAUACACAAUCUCCAAAUGACGAAUGUCAUAGUGACGAAGAACUCCAUUCAACUUACAACAAGCGAUGCGAUAUUAAAACUGGUACAACAAAUGUUGAAAAUGACUUGAUGAAUGGAAUACCGAACACAGAGAUCAGAAAUAUGACUACUCAAACAGCUCAAGUCACCUUGAUAGGAGACGAAACAGAAAUUACGGAAGAUAAACCUAUUCGAACAUACUCUGAGAAUAAAAUAACACAAGCAGAAAUUCAAGCACACUCUACUCUCAAAAAAGAAAGCAGUCCCAACAUUAUGAAAAAUGAUCACAAACGAAACUCUGAAACCACUUUAAGAAAGCCUUAUGAUACACGAAAUAGAAAAGACCGUUUACAAAUUUACAAUAAACAAGAUUGUAAGAAAGAAAAUGAGAGACAUAGGACACAUUAUAAAUCUGUAAAAAAUAUUAAAAAUCCUAAGAAUGAUACUAAUAAGGACAAAAGUAAAAGAAUAGAGGGACACACAUAUAAAAUUAAUGCAAAUGUAGACAAGGACAGAAAAUCCACGGACACUACCGAAGAUAAUCAAAUUGAAACACAGAAACCACUUAUGAAAGUAUACUCCAAGAAGAAGAGAUCUACAAAUACAAUAGAACAGAUAGACAAAUCUAAUGGAAUGAAUAUUACAGAAGAUUCUGAGAAUAAUUCUUAUAAAGCACAAGAAUCGCAUAUACAAAUAUACUCCUCUCAUAAAAAACAAAGUUGUUACAAUAUUACUAAGCUAAAAAAUGAUAAUAGUGUAACACAAGAUUCACAAAUACAAAUAUACUCAACUCAUAAAAAGCGAAACUGUACAAAGAAUUCUGAACACAGCAUUGAUCAUAAAACACAUACAUCAAUAGAAAUUAACAUAACUCACAAGGAAAUUAAUUCUGAUGAAACUAAAGAUAAUAAUAAAGAUUCAAAUAAAAGACAGGAAACAAAACUUCUAGUGUAUUCCACUCAUAAAGCUAGAAAAAGAAAAUACUCAUGACAAAGUUCAAACACAGCAACAGGUCACUGUGGUCUAAAAACCAAAUCCUACUGUCACUAAGUCACUAGAUAUCUUUAAUAUACUUUCCAAUGAGAAAAAAACUAUAGCAAAAGAAAAUUACAGAGAUGAAAGGAAAUCGUCAAAAAGGACAUAAAAGUGCUAUAAAGUAGAUAUAAAAGUGCUAACAUACGCCCGCACCGCACCAAGGUCAUCCGCAUACUAUCCUGUAAGUGGAAGCGAGAAAUAAUCAUUUUUCUCGCUCUCAGUUGAUGAUGAUGGAUCCUGUUAUCCCUCAUUAGGGACAUCGGGCUCUUAAGGCCGCUGUACACAUGGG
This is a messenger RNA of Leguminivora glycinivorella, 3189 nucleotides long. RefSeq lists its product as uncharacterized. The transcript is spliced from 8 exons. Lineage: Eukaryota; Metazoa; Arthropoda; Insecta; Lepidoptera; Tortricidae. Bases 273 to 2855 code for a protein of 860 amino acids. The record is from RefSeq and is a predicted model, not a curated record.